CUUGUCUCCUAGUCAACACUAGAAUCCCAUUGAAAUGGAACUUUUCUCAUUUUAGAUAGUCUUUUUAAGUUUUAAACUGCAAACCGUCUCUUACCAUCACCACCUCUUGAUACGGCAUCGCGUUGUUACUCACCUAUACGUUGCGAACUCUUCUAUUAUUAGAACUGACGUUUACUGUUGACUUGUUUAGAUAAGCUUAAGUGUCCACUUUCCCAUUUUUUCAUGCUCCAUAUCGUGUCGAAAUUGCUAUGUGUCAGUCACACACACACUAUAAAGAAGCUGUUUUUUCAAUCACCACUCUCGCGGUUCCUAGAAAAGUUUGGCAAGAAAAUGGCGUGUCAAGAUUUGGUGUUUGCUGUUAACGGAGAGAAAUUUGAAGUCUUUUUAGUUCAUCCUUCUACUACUUUGCUUGAGUUCUUGCGUUCCAACACUCCCUUUAAGAGCCUCAAGCUCAGCUGUGGCGAAGGGGGUUGUGGUGCUUGCAUCGUGAUUCUAUCAAAAUAUGAUCCAGUGUUAGACAAAGUCGAGGAGUAUUCUAUAAACUCUUGCCUCACCCUUCUUUGCAGCAUAAAUCUGUGUUCCAUAACCACAUCCGACGGACUAGGAAACACUGAAAAAGGUUUCCACCCAAUUCACAAAAGAUUCGCCGGGUUCCAUGCCUCACAGUGUGGUUUUUGCACCCCGGGGAUGUGCAUCUCUCUCUACUCCGCUCUUUCAAACGCACACAACUCACAAACUCCUCUGGUCUACCUCACUGCUUCUGCAGCAGAGAAGUCUAUUUCCGGAAACCUCUGUCGCUGCACCGGCUAUCGUCCCAUUGCUGAUGCUUGCAAGAGCUUUGCUGCAGAUGUCGACAUAGAGGAUUUGGGUUUCAACUCUUUCUGGAGGAAAGGGGAAAGCAGAGAAGAGAUGCUGAAGAAACUUCCUCCUUACCAUCCUGAUAAAGAUCUUGUGGCUUUUCCAGACUUCUUGAAGGCAAAGAUAAAGCGUCAACGUAAUGUUUUGGAUCAGAUGAGGUAUCAUUGGAGCACUCCUGGUAGCAUCGAGGAGCUUCAGGAGAUUUUGGCGACAAGCAACUCUGGCGGUGAUAGAGGUUUGGUGAAACUAGUUGUUGGUAACACGGGAACAGGUUACUACAAGGAAGUGAAGCAAUAUAGUAGAUAUAUUGAUAUCAGCCACAUUCCAGAGAUGUCAAUGAUCAAGAAAGAUGACAGAGGAAUCGAAAUUGGUGCAGUUGUUACCAUAUCUAAAGUUAUUGAUGCUUUGAUGGAUGAAGAUACUUUUGGUUAUGUUUUCAAGAAAAUAGGUAUUCAUAUGGAGAAGGUGGCUAACCAUUUCAUCAGAAACUCAGGGAGUAUAGGUGGUAAUCUGGUGAUGGCACAGAGCAAAAACUUUCCUUCUGACAUAACCACACUUUUGCUCGCUGCAGAUGCAUCUGUGCAUCUGAUGAAUACUGCUGGGAGACACGAGAAGCAGAGGAUCUGUGAGUUUCUUGUGUCGCCUCCAAUAAUAGACACUAACACUGUUCUUUUAAAGGUUCAGAUUCCUAGCUGGACUAUUGCUGCUUCUUCCACCACCACUGGUUUGCUUUUCGAAAGCUAUCGAGCUGCACCUCGCCCUCUCGGAAGUGCAUUGCCUUAUCUCAACGCUGCUUUCUUAGCCGUAGUCUCUCAAGGUGAUGCCACGUCAAGAGGCAUCACCGUGGACAAAUGCCUCUUGGCGUUUGGUUCUUUUGGUGGGUAUCACUCAAUCAGGGCGAGGGAGGUUGAGGAUUUCCUGACGGGUAAAUUGCUCAGCCACAGUGUUUUAUUUGAAGCUGUGAAGUUACUCAAAGGGAUCAUAGUGCCCGGCAUAGAUACCUCAUACACUGAGUAUAAGAAAAGCCUGGCCGCUGGGUUUCUCUUUGAUUUUCUCUAUCCUCUGAUCGAGAGUGGCAGCUGGGAUUCAGAGAGAAAGCAUAUUGACGGGCACGUCGAUCCAACGUUAUCUCUGCCUUCGCUGUCAUCUGCACAGCAGGUGUUUGAAAGUAAAGAGUUUCACCCUGUUGGUGAAGCCAUUAUCAAAUAUGGAGCUGAAAUGCAGGCAGCUGGUGAAGCUGUUUACGUUGAUGAUAUUCCGUCCUUACCCAAUAGUCUACAUGGAGCAUUCAUUUAUAGCACAAAGGCAUUGGCUAGGAUAAAGAGCGUUGGUUUCAGAGGAAAUGUGGCACCGGUCGGAGUUUUGGCAGUUAUUACUUUCAAGGAUAUUCCUCAAGCGGGGCAAAACGUUGGUUACAUAUCCAUGUUUGGCACAGGGCUUCUCUUUGCAGAUGAAGUUACUACAUGUGCUGGACAGAUCAUUGCUCUUGUGGUUGCGGACACACAAAAACAUGCAGAUUUGGCAGUAAAGCUGGCAGUAGUUGAGUACGAUUUAAAGAACGUAGAAGCACCAGUAUUAUCUGUGGAGGAUGCGGUCAACAGGUCCAGCCUUUUUGAGGUUCCUUCCCAGUAUCAACCCGAACCCGUUGGCGAUGUUUCAGAAGGAAUGGCUGAAGCUGAUCGCAAGUUACGCUCAGUAGAGUUGAGACUCGAGUCACAGUACUUCUUCUAUAUGGAGACACAAACAGCACUUGCCUUCCCAGACGAAGACAGAUAUCUAGUGGUUUACAGUUCAACUCAAGCAUCCGAGUACACACAAGCAGCGAUUGCUACAUGUCUUGGCAUCGCAGAGAACAACGUGCGAGUCAUCACCAGAAGACUUGGAGGUGGCUUUGGUGGGAAAGCUAUAAAGUCAAUGCCCAUUGCGACAGCAUGUGCGCUUGCUGCACAAAAACUGCAGCGCCCUGUGAGGAUUUACCUCAACCGCAAGACUGAUAUGAUAAUGGUUGGAGGAAGGCAUCCAAUGAAAAUAACCUACAGCGUUGGUUUCACAUCGGACGGUAAACUCACAGCACUAGAGAUAACUAUAUUAAUAGACGCAGGGAUAGAUGUGGAUGUAAGUCCAAUACUGCCGAAGAACAUAGUGAACUCCCUGAAGAAAUACGACUGGGGUGCAUUGUCGUUCGACAUCAAAGUGUGCAAGACAAACCGUCCGAGCAGAACGUCUCUGAGGGCACCCGGGGAGGUACAAGGUGGAUAUAUCGCCGAAUCCAUCGUUGAGAAUGUAGCAUGUUCCCUGAACAUGGACGUGGAUGUCGUGAGAAGGAUAAACCUCCAUACUUACGAAAGCCUCAGCAAGUUUUAUACGGAAUCUGCUGGUGAGCCUGAUGAAUAUACUCUGCCUUUGUUAUGGGACAAACUGGAGAUAUCUUCAGAUUUCAAGCGAAGAGCUGAAUCGGUGAAAGAGUUUAACGCUGGUAACGUAUGGCGCAAGAGGGGGAUCUCUAGAGUACCAAUCGUCUAUCACGUUAUGAAUAGGCCGACUCCAGGGAGAGUGAGCAUUUUGGGGGAUGGUUCGGUCGUGGUCGAGAUUGCGGGGAUCGAGAUGGGGCAAGGGCUAUGGACGAAGGUGCAGCAGAUGGUGGCUUAUGGUCUUGGUAUGAUCAAGUGCGAAGGAAGUCAAGAUCUUCUUGAGAGAAUACGGCUUCUUCAGAUCGACACGCUCAGUAUGACUCAGACCAGUUACACUGCGGGUAGCACAACAUCGGAGAACUGCUGUGAAGCAGUUAGGCUUUGCUGUGUCAUCUUGGUGGAGAGGCUGAGAGCUAUCAUGGAUGAGAUUCUGGAGAACGCUAGAUCGGUGACAUGGGACAUGCUCAUUCAACAGGCAAAUGCUCAAUCUGUGGACUUAUCAGCACGUACUUUUUAUAAACCAGAGUCCUCUUCUGCAGAUUAUCUAAACUACGGAGUUGGAGCUAGUGAGGUGGAGGUGGACAUUGUGACAGGAAGAACAGAAAUUAUAAGAUCAGAUAUUAUUUACGACUGUGGAAGAAGCCUUAAUCCUGCUGUUGAUUUAGGACAGAUUGAAGGAGCGUUUGUGCAAGGAAUAGGUUUUUUCAUGAAUGAAGAGUAUACAACAGAUGAGAACGGGCUAGUGAUUCAAGAAGGCACAUGGGACUACAAAAUCCCUACAAUAGACACAAUCCCAAAACAGUUCAACGUUCAGAUUCUCAACAGUGGUCAUCACAAGAACCGUGUUCUCUCCUCUAAAGCUUCAGGUGAACCUCCGUUGCUUGGGGCUACUUCUGUGCAUUGUGCUACAAGGUCAGCCAUAAGAGAAGCUCGAAAGCAGUACUUUUCGUGGAAGUGCGUUAACGGUGAUCGAAGAGACGAUUCUGAUGUUGGUUUUGAGUUGCCGGUUCCAGCGAUUAUGCCGGUGGUGAAGCAUCUUUGUGGUAUUGACAGCGUUGAGAAGUACUUAGAAUGUAAAACGUAUCCUUUAAAAUAAUACUUUGAUAAUAUGUUUAUGACUAUCUUAUGACUAUUUUAUCAAAUAAAUUGGCAUGUAACUUUGAGUAUAGAUUACAUGUAAGUUCCAUUAAAAUACAAGAAU
Messenger RNA from Raphanus sativus (radish), 4470 nucleotides. Its product is annotated as aldehyde oxidase 4. Bases 223 to 4365 code for a protein of 1380 amino acids. The record is from RefSeq and is a predicted model, not a curated record. Lineage: Eukaryota; Viridiplantae; Streptophyta; Magnoliopsida; Brassicales; Brassicaceae. The transcript is spliced from 11 exons. Gene Ontology annotation, molecular function: 2 iron, 2 sulfur cluster binding; aldehyde oxidase activity; iron ion binding.